This is a messenger RNA of Staurois parvus, 508 nucleotides long. NCBI's taxonomy places the organism in Eukaryota, Metazoa, Chordata, Amphibia, Anura, Ranidae. The record is from the annotation of a GenBank genome assembly.
UCCGGGGAGACCGGAUAUAGUGAAUGCAGGGUCCGGGGAGACAGAUAUAGUGAAUGCAGGGUCCGGGGAGACCGGAUAUAGUGAAUGCAGGGUCCGAGGAGACCGGAUAUAGUGAAUGCAGGGUCCUGGGGAGACCGGAUAUAGUGAAUGCAGGGUCCGGGGAGACCAGAUAUAGUGAAUGCAGGGGUCCGGGGAGACCGGAUAUAGUGAAUGCAGGGUCCGGGGAGACCAGAUAUAGUGAAUGCAGGGUCCGGGGAGACCAGAUAUAGUGAAUGCAGGGGUCCGGGGAGACCAGAUAUAGUGAAUGCAGGGUCCGGGGAGACCAGAUAUAGUAAAUGCAGGGUCCGGGGAGACCAGAUAUAGUGAAUGCAGGGUCCGGGGAGACCAGAUAUAGUGAAUGCAGGGUCCGGGGAGACCAGAUAUAAUGAAUGUAGGGUCCGGGGAGACCAGAUAUAGUGAAUGCAGGGUCCGGGGAGACCAGAUAUAGUGAAUGCAGGGUCCGGGGAGA